This is a messenger RNA of Stegodyphus dumicola, 762 nucleotides long. RefSeq names its product Sodium/potassium-transporting ATPase subunit beta-1-interacting protein (gene NKAIN). Gene Ontology annotation, biological process: regulation of sodium ion transport. Lineage: Eukaryota; Metazoa; Arthropoda; Arachnida; Araneae; Eresidae. The record is from RefSeq and is a predicted model, not a curated record.
UGAGAGAGGGAGUGAAACCGCAUUUUUGUUCAUUUGCAUUAAGAUAAUACGAUAAUACGUAAAAAAGAAUAUAUAUUAAUUAUUUCUCUCUGCAUAAACCUGCAAACUCGCUCGGUAAAACAUGCCUUUCUUAAGUGAUGACUGAAUAGUUUUACUGUUUAUUUAGUUUUUCAGUGACUGACCCUAUGUCAACAAUGCAAUUACCGAUAAUAAUCCGGAUGUCAAGUUUUUUUAUGUGUGGUUUUUCUGUUAUGUGUGUUUAACACUAUGGCGUGUUGUCCCGUCCGUUGCAUUCUUUUAACAACAUGCGCUGUGCAACUAGCGGCGACUGUUCAACGACAGAUCUUGGAUUUUCUGGGGUACAUGUGGACUCCUAUUAUAGUCAAUUUUAUUCAGAUAAUCAUUGUCAUUCUAGGGAUUUUUGGAGCAUAUCAAUAUAAAAUAAGAUACAUAUCUUGUUAUGCAAUAUGGACAUCUCUUUGGUUAGGAUGGAACAUAUUUGUUAUUUGUAUAUAUUUUGAAGCUGGCAUUUUAACAAGAGAUACUCACAUUCUUAACAUGGGUACUGGCAGCCGUAGUUGGUGGUUAGUGAAUGGAGCAGGCUGCAUACCAAUAUACAAUUCUUCUCAUGAUGAUCCUUUAAUGUUUCCUACUCCAACUACUGUUGAAGGAUGCGUCAUAGAAUAUUUUUAUAUUGAAGCUAUACAAGCAUCUGUACAAUGUUUUCUUGCAGUAAGUAUAGCAUUUAAAAUUUUUAUUUAA